Molecule: messenger RNA, 1163 nt
Organism: Verruconis gallopava
Lineage: Eukaryota; Fungi; Ascomycota; Dothideomycetes; Venturiales; Sympoventuriaceae
Exons: 5
Coding region: 453-866 (137 amino acids)
Source: RefSeq, a predicted model, not a curated record
GUUCAGGGAUUGAAUGGGAAUAUGAUGGUUACUUGAGAACCCUGCAUAAAAUUGUUUUGGUCAGGCCGAUAUGACAUUGGAAAGUCAUCAGUUGCCAUGAUCGCAGCUUCAUACCGUUGAACGCUAACAUGUUCCCGUGUUAUCCAGACCCUAUUGCACGCAUGUCAGUAUGUUAUAAAUUGACGGCCGUUCUUGUGAAUUUGGUUGUCAGUUUUGCAUGAGGGGCUAAUUCCAAAUCUCGUAUUGUCUUCCAAUCCAACGAUCUGGCUGAUACAAGGUAGUUUCCAUGGCCCAGACGUAUUGCAGCCCUUCAAAGAUGGCCUGCAAAAGCAAGGCUUUAGGACGUCAACCGUCGCUCUUCUCUCCAAUAUUUGAAUUCCUGAGCUGCAUGAGGACAUUGUACAAGGAGAAAACGAUUGCCACUCGGGAGCAAGCUGAGAGGCUCUUAGAAAAUGGACAAGACGUGCUCACAAUCAUGCACUCUUACACCGGCAUGCCGGGUACGGAAUCGCUGGAAGGACUUGGUAACAGGGAGAGGGCUAGGGAAGACGGGCGUGGUUGGUCCUUUGUGCAUCUGCGCAUUCGUGGAAGGCGGGAGGGCGUCAAGACUGAUCGAGGACGCGCCGCUCGGGAAAGAUCGGCUUUUGGGGAAGCUGAGAUUCGACAUCAGAGAAGAUAGCAGGCAACAUUGCAGCAGUGCAAUUCAAUGCUUCUAUCGAGAUCCCCUUCAAGCACAGACUCAGGAAUUGGCGAAAUUGGUACCACAAGGCAGUAACACGAGAGUUAAAUUAGAUACCCGUCUCACAUGGCUAGCGUACAAGAUCAUUCCCAUACGUUUGUUUCUGGAGAAAAGGAUUAGGCUAUAGUAAUAGAGCUUAAAGAACUCGUGGUUGAGUGGGUUAAAGCUUCAGGAGCCGAUAUCGAAACUAUGAGAUGGAACAUGACACAUUCAUCGAUCUUUGUUCAUCCGAUUGUGGCGUCAAAUUUUCUUGCUUGAAAGGGGAGUAGGAUACAUCGUCAUUGUGAGAUCUUAGGUUAUCCUGAGACAUGCCCGGGAAAACGUUUACAAUCUUUCUAGAACCUUGGCUUGGCCCAUGAUAUUCAACUCAGAUCUUGAUGGAAACAGACCCUACUCUUCCCUUUGGAAUUUUUUUUAUUUCCAC